AUGAGCUUCUGCCAUUUACUACGCUGCCGUGUGCUGGGCCCCGGGCAGCACAGACUCAGAGUCCCUGUGUCCCCAGUCCCUGUGGCGUCAGUCCCUGUGCCCUCUGUCCCUGUGUCCUCUGUCCCUGUGUCCUCUGUCCCUGUGUCCUCUGUCCCUGUGUCCUCAGUCCCUGUGGCGUCAGUCCCUGUGUCCUCUGUCCCUGUGGCGUCAGUCCCUGUGUCCUCUGUCCCUGUGUCCUCUGUCCCUGUGUCCUCAGUCCCUGUGGCGUCAGUCCCUGUGUCCUCUGUCCCUGUGUCCUCAGUCCCUGUGGCGUCAGUCCCUGUGUCCUCUGUCCCUGUGUCCUCAGUCCCUGUGGCGUCAGUCCCUGUGUCCUCAGUCCCUGUGUCCUCAGUCCCUGUGGCGUCAGUCCCUGUGUCCUCUGUCCCUGUGUCCUCAGUCCCUGUGGCGUCAGUCCCUGUGUCCUCUGUCCCUGUGUCCUCAGUCCCUGUGGCGUCAGUCCCUGUGUCCUCAGUCCCUGUGGCGUCAGUCCCUGUGUCCCCAGUCCCUGUGUCCUCUGUCCCUGUGUCCUCUGUCCCUGUGGCGUCAGUCCCUGUGUCCUCUGUCCCUGUGUCCUCAGUCCCUGUGGCGUCAGUCCCUGUGUCCUCUGUCCCUGUGUCCUCAGUCCCUGUGGCGUCAGUCCCUGUGUCCUCAGUCCCUGUGUCCUCAGUCCCUGUGGCGUCAGUCCCUGUGUCCUCAGUCCCUGUGUCCUCAGUCCCUGUGUCUGUCAGGAUGUGA
This is a messenger RNA of Knipowitschia caucasica, 774 nucleotides long. The record is from the annotation of a GenBank genome assembly. Lineage: Eukaryota; Metazoa; Chordata; Actinopteri; Gobiiformes; Gobiidae.